AACUGAAGUAGAGCCUCUACUAUAGAGGUGAUGUUAUUUCGCCGGCAGCGUUAUUCACCCGAUAUUAAAUAGUAAAUCUAGCGGCAUUAUGAAGCUAGUAAGAUUUUUGAUGAAACUCAGUCACGAGACUGUAACGAUAGAAUUGAAAAAUGGGACUCAAGUUACUGGUACGAUUACAGGUGUUGAUGUGGCAAUGAACACACAUUUAAAAACAGUGAAAAUGACAAUAAAGAAUCGCGAUCCCAUACAGCUAGAAACUCUAAGUGUACGUGGAAAUAAUAUUAGAUACUACAUUCUACCCGAUUCUCUUCCUUUGGAAACCUUGCUGAUAGACGAUACACCAAAAGCUAAAGCUAAAAAGAAGGAAGCUGCAAGAGGUGCGGCACGUGGCAGAGGACGUGGUGCCAGGGGCGGGAGAGGUGGCAGAGGUGGUCGAGGUAGAGGGAGAGGCAGGCGAUAGUUUCAUUCAGUGUAUUUCAAACAAAUAUUCAAUACACAAACCUUUCUAUUUUUACAAGAUUAUCUCAUUAUUCUCUACUAAUUUUAUCAAGAUGUAUCGACAAGAAACUGUCAUUGAUAUAGCUGUUACACUAAAUUUUAAGAUGUAAUAUCUACAGAUUGAAAUUUACAGAUACAGACAUUCCGAUAUUUUAUUCUUAUAUUAUUCAGUUUCUUUAUAUACUCAAAAAAAGUUUAAAUAAAAUUUGUUUUUUUAAACAAUAAAGUUGAAUUUAUACUUGCUAUAAUUUUUUCAACACAUAAUUUAUUUCAAAUUUUUAAAUUUUCCAAAUUAGAUUAAUUGGGCAAACUGUAACAGUAAAUAACAGUAUUAAGUUUUCUUAAAAAAAGCAGAGUUACAAAUCAUGUUUAUGAAAUGGAAUUGUAUCCAAAAUCGUGCUAGUACAAAUUAAACUUAUUUUAUAUUAACAUCGUAAAAUGGCAUUGUAAUACAACUCGAUUAUAUUAGAAGACUAGGAAUUUUUCUGUAAUUUAAAUAUUGUGAGGAUCUUCUGAAUAAAAAAAUACUGAUAAAAGCA
Linepithema humile (Argentine ant) is the source of this 1037-nucleotide messenger RNA. It is a transcript of the gene SmD1, whose product is annotated as small ribonucleoprotein particle protein SmD1. Gene Ontology annotation, biological process: RNA processing; spliceosomal snRNP assembly. Lineage: Eukaryota; Metazoa; Arthropoda; Insecta; Hymenoptera; Formicidae. The record is from RefSeq and is a predicted model, not a curated record. Gene Ontology annotation, molecular function: RNA binding. Gene Ontology annotation, cellular component: commitment complex; U4 snRNP; catalytic step 2 spliceosome.